Hypomesus transpacificus is the source of this 2384-nucleotide messenger RNA. RefSeq names its product E3 ubiquitin-protein ligase TRIM16-like. The transcript is spliced from 8 exons. The coding region runs from base 71 to 1993 and encodes 640 amino acids. Gene Ontology annotation, molecular function: protein binding; zinc ion binding. The record is from RefSeq and is a predicted model, not a curated record. Lineage: Eukaryota; Metazoa; Chordata; Actinopteri; Osmeriformes; Osmeridae.
CUGAGGAAACAAAACUUAUCUUUGUUUGUGUUUCUGUGUGUGAGAAAGAGAUCAUCACUACCACUCCAGCAUGGCCCAGCAGGGAGUUGUGCUGGACCAGGACCAGUUCUGCUGUUCUAUCUGUCUGGACCUCUUAAAGAAUCCUGUCACCCUCGCCUGUGGCCACAGCUACUGUAGCAGCUGUAUCGAGGGCUACUGGGACCAGAAUGAGCAAAAAGGAGUCAACAGCUGCCCCCAGUGCAGACAGAGCUUCCCUCUGAGGCCUGUUCUGAAGAGGAACAACAUCAUUGCUGAGGUGGUGGAGAAGCUGAAGGAGACAGGAGGAGCCCAGGCCGCCCCCUCUGAGCUGACCAGUCCAGCUGGGCCAGGAGAGGUGACCUGUGACCUCUGCACCGGGCCCAGGAAGCAGAGAGCCCUGAAGUCCUGUCUGGUCUGUGUGGUGUCCUACUGCCAGACUCACCUCCAGCCCCACUACCAGGUCCCUGGACUGAAAAAACACAAGCUGGUGGAAGCCACGUCUGGACUGCAGGAGAUGAUCUGCUCCAGUCAUGACAAGCUGCUGGAGGUCUUCUGUCGGACAGACCAGCAAUGUAUUUGCAUGCUGUGUACCAUGGAUGAACAUAAAGGCCAUGACAUAGUAUCAGCCAAAGCUGUAAGGCAGGAGAAACAGAACAAGCUAGUCCGGAGUCAGCAGGAAGUCCAGCAGAGAGUCCAGCAGAGAGAGAAGGAGCUGAAGGAGCUCCAACAGGCUGUGGAGUCUCUCAAGCUCUCUGGACAGACAGCAGAGAAGCUCAGUGAGACGAUCUUCAUUGAUAUGGUCCAUUCCAUUAUGAGAAGGCGCUUUGAGGUGAACUAUCUGAUCACAGCCCAACAGGGAGCAGCAGUGAGUCAGGCUGAAGGACUGCUGGAGAGACUGGAGCAGGAGAUAGCUGAGGUGAGGAGGAGAGACGCUGAGUUGGAGAAGCUCUCCCACACAGAGGACAACAUCCUCUUCCUCCAGAACUACCAGUCUCUCUCCAGUACUAGUGUAUCUUCAGAUGUCCCCAGUCCCCCCACAAACUAUGUCCCUCCUGUUCAGUACUUCAAACAUGUGACUGAGGUGGUCUCUGAGCUGAGAGAGAAACUAGAGGAGCUGAUCCAGAGAGAGUGGUCCAACAUCUCCACCACAGCCCCAACUCCACCUCCACCUCCAACUCCAACUCCACCUCCAGAGCCAGCUCCAGAGCCAGCUCCAGAUGGAUACAUUGUGACAACAAAGAGGUCAAUCCUCUGGGUGUUCCUGGCGUUAGUGAUUUAUCUGAUACUGCAACACAAUCCAGCUCCAGACGGUUACAUUUUGACAACAAGCUCAAUCUUGGUGGUGUUCCUGGAGUUAAUGAUCAUUCUGAUACUGCACUAUCAUCCAGUCUCCACAGUGGAAGUGUUCCUGCCUCUAGAGCCCAAGACCAGAGCAGACCUCUUAUCAUAUUCCUGUCAGCUGACACUGAACCCAAACACAGCACAUAAACUCCUCUCUCUGUCUGAAGAGAACAGGAAGGUGACAUGUAUAAGGCGUCGGCAGCAGCGAUAUCCUAACCAUCCAGAGAGGUUCACCAGGUGCUGUCAGGUGCUGUGUAGAGAGGCUCUGUCUGGACGCUGUUACUGGGAGGUGGAGUGGAGAGGUGACGAUGUUCACAUAGCAGUCUCCUAUAAAGACAUCAGCAGGACAGGCGACAACUCCUACUUUGGUAGCGAUGACAAGUCCUGGGUGUUACGCUGCUCUAGUGGUGGUUACACUUUCAGACAUAACAGUGUUGAUACUGCAGUACCAGGCCCUCAGUCCUCCAGAGUAGGAGUGUACCUAGAUCACAGGGCAGGUACUCUGUUCUUCUACAGUGUCAUCUCUGAAAUUAUGAUCCUCUUCCUCAGAGUCCAGACCACCUUCACCCAGCCACUCUAUUUUGGAUUUUGUCCUGGUAUCAAUGACAGUGCAAAGAUUAUUAAGUUGUUGUAGAGCGGUUUUAUGUAGUACAUUUACAUUUUAUUCAUUUAACUGAAGGUUUUAUCCUAAAUGACGUGACAAGCAAAUAGAGGACUAAUGUAAAGGAGUGACACUUUCAUACCAUCAUUCUGAGCAUGGUGAUUAUUUCUGUUAGUUAUAGUCAUUGCGUUUUUGUUCUUAAUAACGGAUUAAAUAUUGUUUGCAAGCAAUGAAUUUUAGCUCUGAUGGGAAAAAUAUAAAAUUGUGUACUUCCUCUCUUGCAACUUGGUAAAAUUACAUUUUGAAUGACCAUGUACUAAUGUUAGGGUACAUCAUGUUGUACUCACUAUUAAGAUUUCAUGACUAUAGUUGGUUACAAUGGACCUGAACAGCUGAAUAAAGACACGAGAAGCUGAACUACAUA